Molecule: messenger RNA, 858 nt
Organism: Electrophorus electricus (electric eel)
Lineage: Eukaryota; Metazoa; Chordata; Actinopteri; Gymnotiformes; Gymnotidae
Gene: cdx1a
Product: caudal type homeobox 1a
Biological process (GO): anterior/posterior axis specification; regulation of transcription by RNA polymerase II; embryo development
Cellular component (GO): nucleus
Molecular function (GO): RNA polymerase II transcription regulatory region sequence-specific DNA binding; DNA-binding transcription factor activity, RNA polymerase II-specific
Source: RefSeq, a predicted model, not a curated record
UAUGCGACAGGUAACGCGCUUGGGAAGAUGUCCGUGAGUUACCUGUUGGAGAGGGACAGCAGUAUGUAUGGAAAUCCCGUGAGACAUAUGAACCUAAGUUUCAACCAUCAGAAUGUGUAUCCCUCGCCCCCGUACACGGACUUCUCAGGUUAUCACCACGUUCCAAGUAUAGGUAACGACCAUCACGCGUCCCAAACCGGAGCCGCGUGGAAUCCCGUUUACGCGCCAGCACAUGAAGAGUGGUCACUGUACGGCCCCGGGUCCGGUCAUUCUUUCCCCAGUCUUGGGCCGGCGAAUUCAGCGAAUGGCAAUCUCAUUCCUCCGCCGGAGCAAAGGAAUGUGCCGACCGCAACUGGUCCCGCGGGUGAUCAUCUUUCUCCCAUUUCCGAAAGGGACCAUUCCGAGUGGAUGCGACGCAACGUCCCACUUGCAAACUCAGGCGGGAAGACCAGGACAAAGGACAAGUACCGGGUGGUGUACACUGACCACCAGCGGCUGGAGCUGGAGAAAGAGUUCCAUUUCAGUCGCUACAUCACCAUCAGGAGAAAGGCGGAGCUUGCCGUGGCCCUUAACCUAUCAGAGCGGCAGGUAAAGAUCUGGUUCCAGAACAGACGUGCCAAGGAGAGGAAGAUGAACAGGAAGAAGAUGCAACAGUCGCAGCAGGCCUCCACCACCACUGCCACCCCGCCCACGGUCGACGUCCACGGCAACAUGGCUAUGGUCACCAGCACCGGCAACAGCUUGCUGACGGACACGCUACCCACCACCAUCAAAGAAGAAUACUAGAAUGAGGUGGAACGUUUGAAGCGGAUGUCAAAAUAAAAGACAUGUUUACACUGCACCUUUUUUGAUGCUGGA